This is a messenger RNA of Bombina bombina (fire-bellied toad), 791 nucleotides long. It is a transcript of the gene CALML4, whose product is annotated as calmodulin like 4. Lineage: Eukaryota; Metazoa; Chordata; Amphibia; Anura; Bombinatoridae. The record is from RefSeq and is a predicted model, not a curated record. Gene Ontology annotation, cellular component: myosin II complex. The coding region runs from base 86 to 547 and encodes 153 amino acids. The transcript is spliced from 5 exons. Gene Ontology annotation, molecular function: calcium ion binding.
UUUUUAUUUCAGGAUGUUCUGAGUGCUCCAAUGUGGACUUUAGCUUCUCACAUAAAGCAGGAAGCGACAGCGACAGAGGAGAAAAAUGACCAAGUUCCUGUCACAGGAUGAAAUUCACAAGUUCAAGGAAUGUUUUUCUUUGUACGACAAAAAGGGCAAGGGUAAGAUCCCAGCUGGAGACCUUCUGACUGUUAUGCGUUGUCUGGGGACUUGUCCAACCCCCAGUGAAGUUACACGACACCUGCAGAUUCACAAAAUAGGCAAAGACGGAGAAGUGGACUUCUCUACUUUUCUGACCAUAAUGUACAGACAGCACAAGCAGGAGGACCCACAGAACGAGAUCAUGGUAGCUUUGCUCAUGUCUGACAAGCAAAAGAAAGGACUCAUCUCAAUGUCUGAACUCAAAGCCAAACUUACCCUUAUGGGUGAGAAGCUGACACCAGAGGAAGUGGAUGACCUAUUUAAAGGGACAAAAGUGGGACCAGAUGGCAUGCUGAAUUAUGAGGAGUUUGUAAGGAAUAUAACAUUGCCAGUGCCAGACUACUGAACUCUGCUGUGCCAGAAGACCUCACUGUGAGAAAAGCUGGGUGCGGAAGCCUCUUUUAUUUCUCUGACAUUGACGUCAACAACAAAUCCGCUCAUAAAAGUAAUUCCAAGUCAUUUAACCUGAAAUAUUAAACUUCUGGAUCUGGUUAUUUUUUAAGAUUGUUAUCCAAUUUACAAUAUUCAGCUGCUAUAAUACUGAACAUAUCUUAUAACAUCAGUGAAGCAUUAAAGAGAUAUCCAAUCUG